Acanthopagrus latus (yellowfin seabream) is the source of this 2802-nucleotide messenger RNA. It is a transcript of the gene rspo2, whose product is annotated as R-spondin 2. Lineage: Eukaryota; Metazoa; Chordata; Actinopteri; Spariformes; Sparidae. The record is from RefSeq and is a predicted model, not a curated record. The transcript is spliced from 5 exons. The coding region runs from base 672 to 1367 and encodes 231 amino acids.
UUAAACUGUCAAAUAGUUUCAAAGAUGAUGAUGAUGGAUUUUGUUUAGGAAGAGCUUGACACUUUAGGUACACUUUAGUGAGGGUCGCCUGAGAAGACUUAUUCCAUUCUUCGUGUGGUAGCCUAAAUUGGCUAUGUAGCAGCAUGCUAAAAAUAGCUGCCGUUGAGCUCAGGGCUAAGGAUAAAGACUAGAAGAAAUAGGAAACAGCUAGCCUGUUAAAAGUAACAAAGUCCACCAACCAGUGCCACUAAAGCUCACUAAAUUACACAUUUUAUAUCUGUUUCAGCUGUUGAAAAACCCAAAUUAAAUCUGACCGGUUGUUUUUGGUACGGAGCCCGGCUAGUUGUUUACACGUUGCAAGAUGUUUUGCUUAGCUAAGCUAACAGGCUGUUGGCUGUAGCUGCAUGUUUACACGUUUGAAAUGAAUCACUCCAAGUUUCAGAGCGUUCUCUGGCAUAAGCUGGACCGUUUGUGAAUUCGGGGCACUGUUGGAAUACAUGGUUUGAUUUUAUUAGAGCACUAAACAGUCAGCUCUUAAUGAGCAGCUGAAAGGUAAGCUCUAGCUAACUUUAGCAGAGAAAGUGAGCUGUUUGUACGUUUAACGUUAGCUAACUGCUAACUUGUAGCAGUGCAUCUCUAAAACUUAAUUUCAUAAGCAUAUUGUUAGAGUCAUGUGUCUCUUAGCUUUCACGUCAUCCUCGUCACUGUUGUCAGGCUCUUACAGAAGAGCUAGCUAUGGAGCGUACCCCAUCUGUAAAGGCUGCUCGGUGUGCUCCAGAGACAAUGGCUGUGUAAACUGCCAGCCCAAACUCUUCCUGUUUUUGCGGAGGGAGCGGAUGAGGCAGUACGGGGAGUGUCUUCACGACUGUCCAGCCGGAUACUACGGCAUGCGCAGCCCUGAGCUCAACAUGUGCUCCAGGUGCAGGAUAGAGAACUGCGAGUCCUGCUUCAGCAAAGACUUCUGCACCAAGUGCAAGUCAGAUUUUUACCUACACAAAGGGCGCUGCUUUGACAAGUGCCCCGAGGGCUUUGCCCCGCUCGAGGACACCAUGGAGUGUGGAGAGGGCUGCGAGGUGGGCCAGUGGAGCGAAUGGGGAGCCUGCACCAGGAGAAACAAAACCUGUGGCUAUAAGUGGGGUCUGGAGACCCGGACGCGGCACAUUGUAAAGAAACCACCCAAGGACACAAUACCCUGUCCCACCAUCGCUGAGUCCAGGAUGUGCAAAAUGGCCAUGAGGCACUGCAGGAGAGGUGGCUCAGGGAAGCACCGAACUAAAGAACCAAAGAAGAAGAACAAGCAAAGGCUGCGGUUUCGGGCCCAGAACCAGCACAGCGACCACUUGGCCUCUGCGCGCACCAGCCAGUGAGGACUGAAACUACGGACUUCCCAUUGAACAAAAGAACCAACGCAAAGCUGCUAGCCGCUGCUGCACCCAUAUUCUGACCGACGACUAUCCCCCCAAAAAAACCCACCACCUCCCCUAACCUGCCUCCCAGACCAACCCCACCCAGGACACAACCAUGACUCACAAGUCCGUCACUACAGAAGUAUAAGUCUAUAUCAGCAUUACCACACUAAACACACGCUUCACGCCUCUGCCUCCCGCCUGCUUCUCCCCCCUGCUGCAGUGACCAGCCAGGUGACUCUGUUCUCUCAGCCCCACGCCCCCCCGCCUCACCUCGCCUCGCGGACCUUUACAGUUGACAUUACUGAACUCAUUUCCCCGUCAUUAACAAUGUCAUUAACCGUGCAGGGUGAUGGAAGACGGAGAGGGGGCAACUAGAGACUGUGGAGGCCGGAGAGCUUGAAUGGAGGGAGGUGGACAGAGGAGGUGGAGAGGGAGUUGGCAAGCUAAGCUGCUUGCAGAAAAGGGAGGGGGAGGGUGGGUUGAACCAGGGAGGAUAAAAUAAGGAUGGAAGACGAGGAGGCGAAAGAGAUUCGGCCAAAGCAAAGGGUGCCGAUGGACAAGAAAAUGGCAUCUUGAACUGAAAGAGAGUGUUUUUUUGUUUCCUGUAUUUAUGUCAAAGCUACCCUCACCUCCCCCUCUCAGCAGAGAUGGAGCGUUCCCAUGUGUGGCCUUUACGUUAUGUACAUUUUUGAGAGUAAUAUUAAAGAAAUUACCAUGCAUAGUUGCAAAAGUAUUUUAUUCUCAGCACAAACUGUUUACGACCGCUUUAUGCUCUAACUGUAUAGUGUGGAUAAAAAAGAAGAAGAAGAAGAAAUUUAGUUGUUCGAUUAGCAUGGCAACAGACUCAUGUGUACAUAGUUUAUCUAAUUAUGAAAGCUUAUUACUGUAUUUUCAGUAUUGACUCGUUCACCGUUCUAAAUGUUUUAGAGAUACAAAGGUUGUAAUACCGAGCUACAGAUUAAAAUGAUUAAAAAAACAAAUAAUAAACAUAGCCGCCACAUAGCUAUUUCAUUUAUAUGGUAUAUAUUUGAUUAUUUAUUAAUUCUAUUUUGUACUUUUUUUUCUGUUGUUGUGAGAUUUUGAGAUUUUUUUUUUUCUUUUUGCCUCAUACUGUUACUCUUAUAUGCUGAAAUAUUCUUUGAGUUCCCUUAUAACAGUGCAUAUCUUUAACACGUGGAAACGUUUUUUGUCUGAUGUCACGCAAAGUGUUGUAUUCCAUUCAUUUGACCUCAUCUACUGAUUUCAAUGUUUUAAAAGAAGAAGAAGACGAAAAAAAAGACAAACUAUGCUUUGACAUAUUCUAGGUUUAAUAAUUAGGAUCCAGCAAAUGUAUGGUCAUAGGACUGCAUAUGUGUACAUUGUGUUUUAUUAAAAUACAUUUCAUGUGACUGUA